Molecule: messenger RNA, 1765 nt
Organism: Pseudopipra pipra
Lineage: Eukaryota; Metazoa; Chordata; Aves; Passeriformes; Pipridae
Product: protein brambleberry-like
Exons: 9
Coding region: 286-1584 (432 amino acids)
Source: RefSeq, a predicted model, not a curated record
UCCCACCCUAUUCUCCCUAUAGGACCCCCUUGGCCACCCCUGGGACUAUGGGUGGGUCCCCCAAAUUUAGGAGGGGGUUCCCAUAGUUUGUCCGUGGGCUUGGGGGAGUUUCCCACCCUCUUCUUCCCAUUGGACCCCCCAUGGGCACCCCUGGGACUAUGGGGGGGUCCCCUCAGUGGGAUUGGUCCCCCAAAUUCGGGGUAGGGGGUCCCAAAAUUUGUCCCUGGAUCUGAGGGGCUUCUCCCAACCUUCUUCUCCCCACAGGACCCCCCCUCCAUUCCCACGAUGCUGCCCCGGAGCUCCCGGGCUCUGCUGCUCCUCUGCGCCGGGAUUUUGGGGGGGCUGGGCCUCGCUGCCCCCUCAGAGGAGGUGGGGACCCUCCCCCAGGGAACUGGGGACCCCCUCAAGACACCACGGGAGGAGCUGGGGGAGACCUGGAUGAGGCUGGCGCUGGAUGAGACCCCCGUGGUUCAGCUCCUGGAGGACGUCGCCCACCGGAUGGGGAAUGGGAGCAGCCAGGGGGCCGCAGAGCUCCAGGAAGGACACCGGGUUUUCCCAUCCCACCUCCCUCUGGAGCAGGAAAGACCUCGGGAUGUUUAUCCCCGACGAGAGAGUGCCCUGGUCCUUCAGGAGGUGAUGGAGAAGCUGCAGAGGCUCAACCAGAGCCUGGAGCUGACGUUGGAGGCCUUGGAGGACACACGGAGCCGGCUGGAAAACCACCUGGAGCGCCUCAAGGCCGUUCCCAACCCGGAUGGUCAGAGCCCAAGUGCCACCUCCACCUUCAUCCCACCCGGCUCCUACUCGGCGCUGCUGGUUCUUCUCCUGGUGCUGGCGCUGCUCUGGCUGAUCCUCCUCCUCCUCCUCCUUUUCCUGGCUGCCAGCGCCUUCGGAAUCCCGGAGCUCUCUGCUCUCCUGGCCCUUGCUGUGGCAGGACAGCAGCUGGUGGCAUCCAGAGGGAUCCGGCCGGCGGUUUCCCGGGAAAAAAUCCCUCACCGGCUCACCUCCACCCCGGAGAGGGAAUGCGACCUGGAGCUGCUCCAGGAGGAGCUGGACAGGAUGGAGAUGAGCUGCGUGCGAGGUGACCAUGCUGUGGGAGAUGUGGGGAUCCAGGACACGGAUCCAACACCCUGGCAUGUCCCCCCAUCCAGUGUCAUCCCAGAGCGUCCCCAAGCUCUGCCAGGGCACGUGGCACCAUUCCAAGUGUCCCCAACCUCCGCCUGGAGCACUGGGAGGUGUCUCCAUGUUCUUCCAGAGCCCUCGUACCCGGAGCAGCCCCAGGACAUUCCCGGCUCCGUAGGAUGGGUGUCACCUGUUCCUGGUGGCCGGAGGACGACGUGGAGCUCGCGUGGGGCGACGCCGGAGCCGGUCACGGACGCCAGGAAGCGCCGGGAGCCCAAUCCCUGCAUCCCGAGGGCCACCACGUCCCUGCUGUCCCCACGCUCCCUGUGCCAGGCGCUCACCAGGGCCGGGCAGCGAUGCCGGAAGAAAGCCAUUCCCGGGAAGGACUUGUGCCACAUCCACGCCUCCGGCAGCAGCUCGGCCAUGGAUUCAUCCCCUGCUUUUGACCCUCCACCUCCUCCCUGAGGGGCUUUUAAACCCCCUUCCUUUUUUUUUUUUUUUGGCUCUCCCAGAUCCUGGCAGAGAACACGAGGAUGCCGUUGGAUGUGGGUUCGGGGCAGAGGCUCCUCAUCCCACCAGUUUUAGGUUAUUUGCAUAUAUUUGGUUAUUUGCAUAUAUUUUAAUAAACGCCACGUUUCCAGCUGGA